Molecule: messenger RNA, 2269 nt
Organism: Leptopilina heterotoma
Lineage: Eukaryota; Metazoa; Arthropoda; Insecta; Hymenoptera; Figitidae
Exons: 2
Coding region: 567-2042 (491 amino acids)
Source: RefSeq, a predicted model, not a curated record
UUUAAUGGACUAUUUUUCAUCGUCUUUCGUUGCGUCAUUCUUGGUUGGUUUUUAAACAAAAUAUGUGUUAAUCCUAAGAUCCUUUGGACGUAGGAAUUUUCCAUGAAAAUACUUUAUCUAUGCAUUAAAAGAAGCUUUGAUUGUUCCUAUAAAACAUUUGUUUUUAUUAAAAAUAACGUUUUUCACUAUAUCUAUACUCGGUGCACCAGUUUUUUUUUAUUGUUUAGCAGCAUUAACAAAUUAUGUAAUAACUUAAAUGCACAAUAUGAUAUACUAGUAAAAGAAAAGAUUAGAAAAUAGUGCAAUAUUUUAAAAUGGAAGAUAGUUUUCUGCCACGUUACACAAUGGAAUAAAUUUUAGCAAAUUACUUUGUAAUCUACACAAGUCAUUUUUACCCAAUAACCAUAUUUUAAAGCUCUAUAUUCAUUCUUUCCGACUGUAACUUGUGUAUUUGUUUGGCAACCUUCGUGAUAUUUUCGAGAAAAAUAUUUAAAAUAGGAAUACACAGAUUAUAGAAUAUUCUCAGGAAGAUACUCCAACUAGAAAAGUAGACUAUUCUAUUAAAAAUGUGUAAUGAUUGGACAAUCAUGUUGAAAAUUGUAAUUAUCUUUGCGUUAAUUUCACUGAUCAAUUAUAGUGAAACUUGUGUUCUUACUAACGCUGAUGUAGUAAAAUUAGAAGAAUCUUUAAUAUCAGCAGUGUAUGAUAUGGAAAAGAAAUCAUUAAAUGAGGAUGCGAUAAUUUGCGUGGGUACCACCAGAGCUGGAAAAAGUACAUUAAUUAAUUACUUAAUGGGCAAUCCAUUAUUAAGUAUAUCCAAAUCGAAUUACGGUGAUUAUAAAAUCAUUAAAGCAGACAAUAUAACUAGAGGCCCAGAAAUUGGUGCUGGACCAAAUUCAAAGACUACAAUACCCACAGAAUGGAAUUCAUCAUUAUUGCCUGGUUUAAAGAUAUGGGAUUCACCUGGAUUUGAUGACACUAGAGGUACAAUACAGGAAACCACUAAUUCCUUUUAUAUGUAUCAAUUAAUGAAAAAUAUCAAAUCCAUAAGAUUUGUUUUAGUUACUGACUUUCACGACAUUAAUAAGUCUAGUUUAACUUCACUUUCAAAUCUAUUAAAUAAUCUUCUAAAAUUUUUUGAUGACACAUUUGAAGACUUUUUUCCAAGCAUAACAUUUAUUUUAUCAAAAGUACCUUACAUGAUUAAUGAUGUUCCAGUCAAUAUUGAAUACAUAAACUACACAUUGAAUGAUAAAUUGUCUUCUAUAACUAAAUUAAAUUACAGCCCAAUUUUCAUAAAGUUUUUAAGAAACAUAGUAACAAAUAACGAUCGUAUUGGACUAUUCAGGUCCUCAAAUAAAGCUGGGAUUAUUACAUCCGAUAUUGAGUUGAACAUUUUUUCGGCUAUUAAAAAGUCCAAAGGCAUACCGAGAAAAAAUUUUCAAAAUAUAGGUUCCAGUGUUUCAGAUCAAUCAUUGCUUUGCCUGCAGUCUAUCGAAGAUCGGUUCAUAAAACGUUUAAACAUUUUGAAAUUAAAUAAUUAUUUAUUGAAUAUAAUCUAUAAUAAAACAAGUAACUGUGGCGAAUUGGUUAAGAAUAAAAAUAUGACUGCAUUACAUGCCAUUCGAAAAAACUUAACUGAUAUUAAAACUUUGAUAAAUAAAAGAAUGAUAAAUGAAAACAUAUAUAAAAAUAUUGAAACCAUCGAAAUAAUUGAUAUCAGAAUGAGGGAAAUAAUUAAGGAAAGACAAUUGUUGUGUCAAAUUAAAAUAAUAAAAUUUAUUUCUCAGUUAUUAAAUUCAAAUAUAUUUAAAAUCUUUAAUGACUCUAUUACAGAUCUUAUAAAAUCUUUACAAACAACAAUUGAAGGUGAGAUUAUACAUACGUCAAUGUUAAUUAACGAUCUAAAUAUUAAUGACUCUAUGAAGUCAGUUAAAACUCAAAGUAAAUCAAAACUCAAAUUUAUAUUGACGUUUGAAUUGUUUGGUACGCUUGUAUUUUCUGUUCUCAAAUCCAUUUAUUCGUCAAUAGUUAACAGAUAGCUACUCCAAAAAUUAGAUCUUUUCACUCGAAAUAUUGAUAUUGUCAUAAGUUAAGACUUAAGAUUCCUGUCUUAAAUGAGUAGAUCAAUAAAUAAAAUUUAUUUUAAUUUUCUUUUAGUUUUCUAGCAUUAUUAUAGGACAACACAAAAUACAUACAUUCUGAAAAUUUUUUCACAAAUUUGAACUGUAUGAAAAAAAGGAAAUGAAUAAAUAAAUGUUCUUAUCUG